Molecule: messenger RNA, 666 nt
Organism: Closterium sp. Naga37s-1
Lineage: Eukaryota; Viridiplantae; Streptophyta; Zygnematophyceae; Desmidiales; Closteriaceae
Source: the annotation of a GenBank genome assembly
AUGGAGCAAUUGAGCGUCGUAGCGGUUCAUCCGUUCAGCGAAUACCGGUGCUGCUCGCUCCGCAUUACAACAAGUGCCACUAAUGCCACGUGUGCUACUAGUACAACCCUCCGCCGCCACCUCAACCCCCUGGUUCCGCCCCCCUUUGCGCGCAGCUUCCGCGAGCCGUUCUCCCGCCAGCCAUGCGUCCGCCAGCCAUGCCAGUCAGUCUACCGCGCGCGGCGGCAAGGUCAAGCGGGGAACGCUGCGUUAGUGGGUGUGGGUGCGAGAGUGAUGUUUGGGACCACAGGCGGACACGUGGCACGCCACGUGGCACGACACGUGGCUGGACACGUGGAGGAGGAGAGCGAGGGGGUACAUUCGCGAGGCGGCAGCGUGGAGCGUAACGACAGCAGCAGCACAGGGCCCCUGGUAAAGCCAUCUCUCCAGCUGUCAGUGCGCCAAGCGGUGCUGCUGCAGAUGACAGCGCUCGCUCAUAACGACACCCCUCGCACCGACCAUGGCCUUGAGGUGGGCGCAUACGGUGGGGCGGCCGUGGUGGGAAUGGGGCGAUUGGAAGAGGGAAUGGCUAUGUUUGCUCUUUUUUCUCCGCCUCCCUCCAUCCAUUCUUGUUCUCGUUUCAUCUUUCCGCUCUGUCACCCGAAAGAGUUGACGCGAAGGGAGUGA